GAUGAUUUAUUACCCUCAUUAUUGAUAUUAACGUAACAUGAAUCCCAUGAGCCCAUCUUCAUCCUCUUCAUCUACAACUUCCUGGUUUUCGGGCAUCGUACGAGCUGGCCGCAAGUCAAACACUUCUACAACGACAACAACAAUGUCCACCAAAUCCGCUAUUAGCGUCGGAGGUGGAGGUGGGCCCAUAGCUGGGCCUAUCAAUCGCAAGAAUCAGUUCCGUGGUGUUAUGUUUAAGUACGGUCCAAAGGCUAUUCAGGUUGCUUUUAAAACCGGGAAUUAUAAACAACAGGUCGUUUUUAUUGGUGGAUUGACAGACGGGUUUUUGGCUACAGAAUAUUUGGAGCCACUAGCAGUUGCGUUGGAUAAAGAAAAAUGGUCACUGGUCCAGUUUUUGCUUUCUUCUUCUUACAGUGGAUAUGGUAUCUCGAGUUUGAAAGAGGAUGCCUCGGAACUUGAUCAGUUAAUCAAUUACUUGAUAAAUAAAGAUGAUUCAGAGGGCGUAGUGCUGCUUGGGCAUAGUACAGGCUGUCAGGAUAUUGUUCAUUACAUGCGUACGAAUGCAGCAUGCUCUAGAGCUGUUCGUGCUGCUAUUUUACAGGCUCCAGUUAGUGAUCGGGAAUUCAGAGCAACCCUGCCCGAAACUGCUGAAAUGAUUGAUUUGGCUUCAAAACUAAUAAGUGAAGGUCGUGGAUCGGAGUUGAUGCCCAGGGAAGCAAAUCAAGAUUCUCCAAUAUCUGCUUAUAGAUUUCACUCCCUUUGUGCAUACAUGGGCGAUGAUGACAUGUUCAGCUCUGACCUCAGUGAUGACCAGCUGAAACAAAGACUUGGCCACAUGUCUAACACACCUUGUCAAGUAAUAUACUCGAUGGCUGAUGAAUAUGUACCAGAUUAUGUUGACAAAAAGGCAUUGGUACAAAGAUUGUGUAGAGCAAUGGGGGGUGCUGAGAAAAUUGAGAUAGAAUGGGGAAAUCAUUCUCUAUCCAAUAGAGUUGCCGAAGCUGUUCAGGCAAUAAUGGCAUUUGUGAAAAGUGGGGGUCCUAAUGGCUGGGAUGACCCUUGGAGCUAGACAAAAAUGGUGGCAUUUUCUUUCUCCUAACAUUGUUUUACAUUUUUGUUUCACUCAAGUUUAUUCUAUUAAUUUUAUAACAUCUUUACCAUGGUGUUUGUUACAUACUUCAAGCUGUAAUUUUAUUUUUUCUUUCUCAAUAUACCAAAAGCUUAGGAA
Messenger RNA from Erigeron canadensis, 1228 nucleotides. RefSeq names its product UPF0613 protein PB24D3.06c. The record is from RefSeq and is a predicted model, not a curated record. NCBI's taxonomy places the organism in Eukaryota, Viridiplantae, Streptophyta, Magnoliopsida, Asterales, Asteraceae. The transcript is spliced from 9 exons. The coding region runs from base 38 to 1069 and encodes 343 amino acids.